AUGCGCGGCCGCCAACCCGACGCCAUCAGGCUCAUCCAGUCGGAAUCCGACGACGAGCGCAAACCCUCUUUGUCGCCCGAUUCCCCAGACCCCGCAUCCACAAUGGUUGUCGUGCAAUCUCCACCCAUCUUCGGACCCGACCGGCCUUUCCCCUCUCACAUUAUCGAUCUUCUCAAGGAAUAUCAUCGACAUAAUGGGCCCCGGGCGCCGCAGUUCGCAUACAAGGGACGACCGUCCUCCCCGUCAAAAGUGUUUGAUCGGCAGGGUAAGGAAGUUGAUUUGUCGCUGUUUUCUAUCGUCGAGCCCUGCCAGUACAGGGUCCUGGUGCUUCAUCGACCGGGGGUACGGGACAAUCUGGUGACUUGCCAUCUGCCGUACGCGUCGAAAUAUGGGACAUAUUUGAUGGCGUGGCUGGGGGAGGAGAAGGGGUAUGAGACAGAUUGCUGCGCCGUGAGAAUUUUCAAUCGCGACCUCAAUGCGAUUCGGUUUUCACAUCAGGUGUGGACGGCGCUGGAUGAUAUGAGGAUGAAGUCUCAGGGCGUGUCACAGACGAAGGAUACUACGCUCAAGAACAAGAGGGUCGAGACGCCGCGGUCGACCAGGGCGACCAGGGCGAAUGGUGCUGCAAAUGGCCGGAGUGCCAACACCAGCACGAAUCGCAACACCAGCACAUCCAACAAAACUGCCACCUCAAUGAGCAAUGGAAACAGCCACGCAGAUACCGAUUCCGGAAGCGAAUACGAAACAUAUUCUGGCUCUGACGACAGCUCGGAAGAGGAAACGUCGGACGAAGAGGAGGUAUCGUUACCGCCGGCGAAAAAGGUGAAGACUGUACCAGAGACUCCCACUGCGCGGUCGACUCCAGGCUCGGCGGUCUUCAAGCUGGUCUCCUACAAGUCCGGAGCCAUUCGGUGCUUUCCUCUAGAGGAAUGCAAGACGGGCAAGGACCUGUUCCAGAAAGCUCGCGAUUUCUUUCGUCUGUUUGACCGGAAAGUGGACGUGAAGAUCCUGUCCUGUCAGAUCUCGUCGCGGGCAGAACAGCAUUAUUUAUUUGAGGGUAGCGAGGGAGAAUUUGCGUUGCUUGUCGAGCAGGUCAAGGGGACUCAGGCAGGGGGGAGGUGCACGGUGGAAAUUGGACAUGUUUUGUCGUGUUGA
Messenger RNA from Aspergillus melleus, 1155 nucleotides. RefSeq lists its product as uncharacterized. The record is from RefSeq and is a predicted model, not a curated record. The transcript has 2 exons. The coding region runs from base 1 to 1155 and encodes 384 amino acids. NCBI's taxonomy places the organism in Eukaryota, Fungi, Ascomycota, Eurotiomycetes, Eurotiales, Aspergillaceae.